AGUACCGUGGCACCUUAAGGAUGACGUCACACCCGCACCACACAUGUGUUGUCUCCGUCUUACAAGUGCAUAACGUAUAUUUUACGCUCAGCGGGCUACGUUUGAAUCCCGGAAAAAAAAUUUUAAAAAAUUAAAAAAAUAUUAAUAGUAAUGAAAAUGCUAAAAAAUUCAUUUUUGUAUUACCAAUAUUAUGGUUUAUUGAGCGGUUGAGAGUAAAAACACAUAUCAUGUAUAUUGUAGAAGAGAAGCCAAUCUGUGCCUGUAUAAAAUUAAAUGUUCGAUAUAUUAAUUACUCGACUCAAAAAGUAAAAUAUCAAGUUUUAGAGCUAAUUAUUGGACAUUGAAAAUAUAUAGGAAUUAAUGGAAUUGAAAAAGAAUCCACAACUUCAUAUUCUGGAAGCAGAUCUAAUUGAUCAUGGAUCAUUCUUUAAUUUGGCUUCACAAGUUUCAAAUAUUGUUAAAGACAAAGGUCUCAAUGUCCUAAUUAACAAUGCUGGGAUAUCAUCAAAAUUUACUAGGAUUGGCUUAGUAAAAUCUGAAGAUUUACUAAACCAUUUCAAAAUAAAUACCAUUGGACCUAUAAUGUUAACACAAGCAUUAUUACCAUUAUUAAAAAUGGCUUCAGAAAAAGAUAAAUCUGCCACUGGAGUAUAUAAAGCUGUAAUUGUUAAUAUGAGUUCAAUUUUGGGUUCCAUCACUAAAAAUGAUCAAGGUGGUUUUUAUCCAUAUAGAACAAGCAAGACUGCCAUAAACGUUGCUACAAAAUCGUUGAGUGUUGAUCUUAAAAAUAAUGGAAUAUUGGCAGUUAGCAUUCAUCCUGGAUGGGUUAAAACUGCAAUGGGUGGUACAAGUGCACCACUUGAAGUUGAACAGUCUGUUACAGGAAUCUGCCACUUCUUGAAGAAUAUUAACAAAUCCCACAAUGGUGGAUUUUAUGAUUUUGAAGGAAAAGUACUUCCUUGGUAAAAAAUUAGUAUAAAUUACAAUCCUAAGAGGUUUAAAUAGUAUUAUUAAUAUGUAUAGUUUAGCACUUAUGUCAAAAUUAUUUUUAGUUAAAAACAAAUAUAACAUAUUUUUAAAUAAAACAUUUUGAGACCUUUA
This is a messenger RNA of Acyrthosiphon pisum (pea aphid), 1101 nucleotides long. It is a transcript of the gene sni, whose product is annotated as SDR family oxidoreductase sniffer. The record is from RefSeq and is marked validated. Lineage: Eukaryota; Metazoa; Arthropoda; Insecta; Hemiptera; Aphididae. Gene Ontology annotation, molecular function: carbonyl reductase (NADPH) activity. Gene Ontology annotation, cellular component: cytoplasm.